UGAAACAGCGUCAGAUCACGUAACACGCACUUCAUCGCUUACAGCUGUAUACAGUGUCGAAGUUUCGCUUUCAUAAAAGUUCAUCCUGCUCGCUGAAUUAAAACUUCUGACCCGCGAUCAGUAUUAAAAAGUCUGCCGGAGUAUAAAAGAGCAGCACAUUCGCGUUUUAGAUUAAUGGACAGCAUUGAACUCGUUUUAAAUGCAAACUAAUAUGUGAUUACAGAGCUUGGAUUAUCUAUUGGACCGUUUUAAAGAAGAGUGUUACGUUACACUAUGGCGGAUGGAGCGAGUCUAAACGCAAGUUGUUUGACUUCUCGAGCAAAGAAAGUCAACAACAGCAGCAGCAGCACUUCAACAGCAGCGAACAUGAGGAGAAAGACACGACAGAGCAACAGAAGAGACAUCCACAACCGGGUCGUGUUGGAGAAGGUCCUGGGCAUCACUGCCUCCAGCAGCAGUGCUUUAACCUGUGAGCCCAACACUGGUUUAGUGGCUUAUCCAGCAGGUUGUGUUAUUGUCAUCCUGAGCCCAAAGAAGAACAAGCAGACUCACAUAUUUAACACAUCCAGGAAAACCUUCAGUGCCUUGGCUUUCUCACAGAAUGGAAAAUACUUGGUGUCUGGUGAGAGCGGGCACAUGCCCUGUGUGCGGGUGUGGGACGUGGCAGAGCGGACACAGGUGGCAGAGGUCCAGGGCCAUAAGUACGGGGUGGCGUGUGUGUCGUUCUCCCCCAACGGAAGCUACAUAGUGUCUGUGGGAUACCAGCACGACAGGACGGUCAACGUCUGGGAGUGGAAGAAGGGGACUGUGAUUGCAUCCAAUAAGGUGUCCAGCCGCGUGCUUGCGGUGUCUUUCUCGGAGGACAACAGCUACUUCGUGACCGCAGGGAACAGACAUGUGAAGUUCUGGUACCUUGAUGCCUCAAAGGAAAGACGGGUGAACAGCACCGUGCCUCUGAUUGGUCGCUCAGGGCUGCUCGGGGAGCACCAGAACAGUCAGUUCUGUGGUCUGGCGUGUGGCCGUGGCUCUAUGGCCAGCAGCACCUUCUGCAUCACACACACGGGUCUGCUGUGCCAGUUCAACAGCAACAGACAACUGGAUUCCUGGGUCGAUCUCAAGACGACAUCAGCACAGUGUUUAUCGGUGAGCGAGGCGUUUGUUUUCUGCGGCUGUGCAGAUGGCACAGUGCGUGUGUUCAGUCCUCAGGACCUGCGUUACAUCAGCACCCUGCACCGGCCGCACUGCUUGGGAGUAGAUGUGUCCCAGGGCACCCAGCCAGGGCAUUUGUUUGGCUCCAACCCAGAAGCCCAGUAUCCAGAUACCCUGGCUUUAACCUUUGACCCUGUAAAAAGGCACUUGACGUGUGUGUAUAAUGACCACAGUGUGUACGUAUGGGACGUGCGGGACAUUCGAAGCGUAGGGAAGGUCUACUCCGCUCUGUACCACAGCGGAUGUGUGUGGAGUGUGGAGACCUACCCUGAGCUUGAAGAUUCAUCUGCGGCCUGUUUGUCACCCGGCUCUUUCUUCACCUGCUCAUCCGAUAACACCAUCCGCCUGUGGAAGAGCGAGUCCACGCAGAGUCAAGCCUCAGGACAGGGCCUUCGCCACAACCUUUACAGCCAGGAUAUCGCACGGAUCGUGUAUGUGGAUGAGGACACGCAGUACCUCAAAGCUGAGGCUGAGAAAGCCGAGGGGGCAAGCCAGGAUGGUAAAUCUGGGAUCAGGGUGCUGGAAAUCAGCCCAGAUGGCCAACUUUUGGCUGCUGGAGACCGCAGUGGGAACCUGAGGAUCUUUGGCUUGCAUUUCAUGGACGAGCUGCAGAAAAUCGAGGCUCAUGAUUCGGAGGUCUUGUGUCUAGCCUUCUCCCCGACUGAGUCUGGUUUGCAUCUGUUGGCUUCUGCCAGUCGUGAUCGGCUCAUUCACAUCUUUGACAUGGAGAAGAAAUGCAAUCUAGUGCAGACGGUUUACGAUCAUUCGGCCUCCAUCACUGCCAUCAAGUUUACAGGACUGAGUUCAGAGCUGUGUAUGGUCAGCUGUGGGGCCGACAAGAGCAUCUAUUUUCGAUCUGCUGAAAAGACCUCGGAGGGCUUGAACUUCUCCCGAUCCCAUCACAUCGUGGAGAAGAGCACUCUGUAUGACAUGGACCUGGACGCCACACGCACACACACGGCCAUCGCCUGCCAGGACCGCAACAUUCGAGUGUACAAUGUGCAGAGUGGCAAGAUGAAGAAAUGUUUCAAGGGCUCCCUGAAUGAUGAUGGGACACUGCUUAAGGUUCAGUUGGAUCCCUCUGGGAUGUUUCUGGCCACCAGUUGUUCAGACAAAAAUAUCUGUAUCUUUGACUACGAGUCAGGCGAAUGUGUAGCCGCCUUAUUUGGACAUUCAGAAAUUGUUACAGGUAUGAAGUUCAGCCAGGACUGCAGGCAUCUGAUCACUGUCUCUGGUGACAGUUGUGUGUUUGUGUGGCGGCUGGACUCUCAGAUGACCAACUCCAUGAGGAAGAGGCUGGCAGAGAGGAAGCAGCAAGCAGGCCUGAGGGUUCAACAGGCCCCCAGCCAACAGCAAGCCAUCAGGAGAGAGACCUACAUCACUGUACCCUGUAGUGCUUUGCCUCACACGGAGGAGGAAGAGGAGGGCAGCUUAAUGCCAGAGGAGACUCCAGACGAUGAUGUGGAGGACUGCAGGACUCCAGACAGGCUUGAUUCUACUGAUGCAUCUGUGGAUUCAGUGGUGCUCCAAACCAAUGGCAAAAUGCCCAUGUGGAUUCGUAGACUGGGUGGAGGAGGUGAAAAUGGUGGUGGUGGCAUAGCUAGUAGAGCUCAGUACCAGCCACAGGGACGCUGGGCAGUGCAGUCAGAUCCACUAGCCAUCCGCACAUUACUGGAGAUGAAGAGCAUGCAGCUUCCCCUCUCACACACUCCCUGCAGAGCCGUGGGAGAGGAAGAGUUUGAGGAAGACUCUCGCUUUCAUCCGCAGAGUUUGGACAGCCUGCUGGAUGAAGAUGUUGACGACGAUGAUGAUGAUCUAGAGGAGGAGGAAAAGAUUUGCAGUGAUUCCCAAGUUGGGUUUAGCUCUUCACUCCAAGGGCCAGAUUUUCUGCAGUUGCCACAUGGAGAGGAGAACUUCCACCCAGAGCUCAGCUCACCAGAGAAGACGGGCUAUAUUUUGUACCCAGCCAAUAGCACAGCUCUGUCCACUGGAGAAGGAGAGUUUGAUGUUAAAGCUUUGUGUGAGGGUGCAGAUGAGGACCCAGAAGAAGAAGAGCUGAGCCCAGAUAGCGCUUGUUCGGCUAGUUCAGCCUCCCAUAGUGACCAGCCCCAUGACCAGGACACAGACUCCCUCAGUCAAGUGAGCUCCACAGGAAGCUCGGGAGUUGAAGAAGAAGAGGAUGUAGAAGAAUCUGGAACAUUGCUUCGCCAACAUUUUGACACUUUGGGUGUGGCUGCUAAUGAAAAGUUCAACAUGGACUUGAGCAGUCUCCAGCCGACAACAGAGAGUAACUUCCUCAAUCCUCGUCUGAGCAUUUCCACACGCUUCCUCUCCCGCUUUCAGAGCCGCUUUCGCACUGUUGGGACUAGUAGCAGUGCUGUUUGCCGGCCUGCAGCCUGUCUGCCCAGUAUACCGGAUGAAUCCAGUGAUAGCUGUCCAACCUUCAAUGACACAAUGGACAAGUCCAAGGUUCUUUCAAACAACAGUGGAAGCAUUGAGGAGAACGAGAAGAGUGUUACCAAGAAACGCUCCUCAGUGGCUGCUCGGAAAUCUUGCCAUGCUCUGGGAGAAAUCACAAACAAGAGCAUUCUGUCCAAAGCUCAUCAUAACACUACAGGCAUUCUCGCCACCAAAUCUACCAGCAGUGUGUGUGACCCAUUAGUUACACGCUCCCGCCAAAGCUACAUGGGUCCCACUGCAAGCUCCCGUGCAAAGAAAACCCAGAGCAACUCUGUGGAGACAUCAGAAGAAACGCAGUUAAAUGCCCUGUCUUCGUCUCUGGACCUAACUGUGGACCAAAGCAAAGAGAACAUUGUUCCUCCUUCCUCUUCAGGUCUCUCCUCUGGAUCAUCUCAACCGACACCAGCUCUCUCUAAUCCUGCCUUGGGUAACCACAGUGCCCGGGCAGCUCUUCGAUUGGACCUCAUUGGCCCCAAUCGUGCCAGUCUGUCACCGUUGGCGCUCAAGAGCCGUCUAGGGAAAGCUGAACGUCCAGAGUCUCCACGUCGACAGGCUUUGGUGACGCCCACAGAGAUGCGGUCACUGGGGAAAGAGUGUCGGAAGCAGAUCGUUAAUAUUGAGCAGAGCUUGGUUUCGAAGACUUCAGGCAGGUCUUCGACAGGGUCUGAAAUGUUUGCCAGGAACUCUACAGUGUCAGAAACCAGUCCUUCUGUGAUUGAGGAGCUGCGGUUUACAGAGUCAUGUGGAAACACACAGGCCACUGAUCAGAUCUCAAUGACUCUAGACAGAGAAGAUCCUUCACAAAAUGACUGCGCUGGAGAGGACACAGACUCGUUGAGUGUCCAGAUGUGUAAGGAAGUGGUGAAUGAACUCUGGCAGACCAUCCAUAAAGCAACUGGCUUUUAUAACAAGUUGUGCUCCAUCCCGGAGCUGUCGGAGCAGCAGGAACAGAUGAAGAGUAUUUUGCAGGAGGUGUUUGUUGGGGUACAGAGGGAAUUGAAGUCCCUGUGCCCACAAGAGACACACCCCUCGAUCGUAAGCACCCGUCCUGUACCGGAGGAAUCCCCCGGCCGUCAACUCCGGGACGAAAGGACUGUGGCCCUCCUGGAGAAAUAUUCGGAGAUGCUCUUACUGCGAAUGACUGAAAAAGGAGCACAGGCCACACUGGAGUAACGGCCCGGUUCCCAUCAUUUUAUUGGCAAAAUUGAACUUCUAAUGGUGUAUAUGAAUAAACACCUUUAAACUUUAAUAUCUUCCAUUGGUUUUAUGUUUUUAAAUAAAGAUUUAAAUGCAUAUUUGGAAUUAUUUUUAUUUUUUUUGUAAAACUUGUAGGUCUGGCAGGUCUUUAAUACUUUUUUUUUUUUUUUUUUAGCACUACGUGGUCACACAUUUAGUCACAUACCCUUUUUAUCCUUUAGUGACCUUCAGGACCCCCCCUCCCAAAAAAAGGUUAUUUCCAUGGCAUUUCAUGUACAGUUUUCAAACAGUGUUAUCCUCAGAAUUCAGACCGUUGAAUUAUGUACUCGGUUUUGUUGAAGUUCUUGAUGUUUGAUGCUUGUGUAGUUUUACACCAUAUCACACCACCACAACCGCACGGACUAACUAAGAGAUGUUCCACUGUCAUGUUAUUUUGAGUGUUUUUCGGAAUAAUGAUGUGUCAACAUUUCCCUAAGCAUCAGGCUGUGACUCACAAUUUGUUUCCCACUGGUGUGCUGAUUAUGUUUUCUCAUGUUGGUGUGCAAUCCUUUUUUUUUCCACAUAAAAUGUAUAGUUUUUCCAAAGGCUUUGUAAAUAUGUUUUAACCAGCGAUUUACACUUUAUUUUAAUAUUAAACAUUCAAAUAUGA
Molecule: messenger RNA, 5515 nt
Organism: Carassius gibelio (silver crucian carp)
Lineage: Eukaryota; Metazoa; Chordata; Actinopteri; Cypriniformes; Cyprinidae
Product: WD repeat-containing protein 62
Exons: 32
Coding region: 274-4842 (1522 amino acids)
Molecular function (GO): protein binding
Source: RefSeq, a predicted model, not a curated record